AUGCCUGGCCAACGUAUCCUCCUCUUUAUUGUAGCUCAAGCUUUUUUUGCUGGACUUGCUGUGUUUAUCGCCAAUUCGCCGUAUCUUAAUAUGUCCGCCUCACCGACUGGUAGCCAGCCAUGGGCUGAUGGGCCUAUGAAGCUGGUGACAACACCACAGUAUGAGACUAAGAAGACCGAUCUCUUCACCACAGGCGCCACUCACAUGGCGCUUUUGCACAAUGCCAUUAUUCGUGGCUUCAAUUCCAUCUACCUCCAAGCUCCUCAUGUGAAGGACGCCGACAAGGCCGACUUCAUUGGAUAUUCUCAGACUUGGUUCAAGUUUGUCAAAUCGCACCACGAUGAUGAGGAGGACAACCUCUUCCCCAAGGUCCAAGAGCUUCUCGGCGACGAGCCAGUUUGGGACGAGACCCAUCAUGAGCAUGAGUCAUUCCUUGCGCCCCUCGCCGAGUUCAACACAUAUCUCUCUAACCUCGCCUCACCCACUGAUCUCGAUGGCGCUGAAGUCAUCAAGCUUAUGGAUGCCUUCAAGGAGCCCUUCGAGCAUCACUUCCACAGCGAAAUCUCUACCAUCGCCGCUCUUUCGAACCACCCCAAGGCUCCCAAGGAAGACACCCCUGAAGGCGCUGCCGCCGGCCUGACCUUCAAGACGUGGGGCAAGAAGACAGUCACAAAGGCUGGCGUACUCGAUGUUGUGCCUUUCUUCCUCCUCAACUUAGACCGAACUGCCGAGGAGGGUAUGUGGGCUAACUGGCCCCCAAUGCCUGCGCCUAUCUCCUGGGGUCUGACAAAUAUCGCGGGUUCGUGGUACGGAAAGUGGUGGAAGUUUUCGAGCUGUGAUUCGCAGGGCAAGCCUCAGGAGCUCUAUGCUCUUCGGGGUCUGAAGCAGUGA
Messenger RNA from Fusarium tjaetaba, 891 nucleotides. RefSeq lists its product as uncharacterized. Bases 1 to 891 code for a protein of 296 amino acids. The transcript has 3 exons. Lineage: Eukaryota; Fungi; Ascomycota; Sordariomycetes; Hypocreales; Nectriaceae. The record is from RefSeq and is a predicted model, not a curated record.